Messenger RNA from Candida dubliniensis CD36, 408 nucleotides. RefSeq names its product holo-[acyl-carrier-protein] synthase (gene PPT2). The transcript has a single exon. Gene Ontology annotation, molecular function: holo-[acyl-carrier-protein] synthase activity; magnesium ion binding. Bases 1 to 408 code for a protein of 135 amino acids. NCBI's taxonomy places the organism in Eukaryota, Fungi, Ascomycota, Pichiomycetes, Serinales, Debaryomycetaceae. The record is from RefSeq and is a predicted model, not a curated record. Gene Ontology annotation, biological process: fatty acid biosynthetic process.
AUGCCAAAAGUGGGUACUGUAUUAGGUAUCGGUGUUGAUAUUGUGAAUUCUACCCGAUUUGAAAGAUUGUUAACCGCGAAAAGCACGUCUUUCGGGACAAGGCUAUCCAAACGAAUUCUUCACCCAGAACACGAAUUGCCAUUGUUUCAGCAGAUGCAUUCCCAACGACAGGUUCAGUAUCUAACCGGAUCUUGGGCGGCAAAGGAAGCAUUGUUCAAGACGUUGGAUUUCAAAGCACAAAAAGAGUUUAACUUCAACCAAUGGUACCGCUUUCAUGAUUCGAACGGGAAGCCGUUUAUUUGGAACGACUUCUACAAAUUACCUGAUGAAGAAUUCCAUCUCAGUAUCUCACAUGAUGACUCUCAUGUAGUUGCUACAGUGCUUCGUCAAAAGGUUUACCAAAUCUAA